AUGCUGCUGCUGCUGCUGCGGCGGGCGGUGCGGGCGGGGGUCCCGCUGCUGCGGGCGGGUCCCGGUUCCCCAGGCAAAGCCGCUCUGAGCCACAGCGAGCCGCGGGCCCGGGAUGGAGGCAGCGGAGAGGAGGAGGAGGAGGAGGAGGAGGAGGAGGAAGGGUGCUACCAGCUGUACCCCGGGCACAUCCCCACCAGCCCGCUGCAGAAAGCGCUGCUGGCUGCAGGCUCGGCCGUUAUGGCUCUCUAUGACCCCUACAGACACGACAUGGUGGCAGUCCUCGGGGAGACCACAGGCUGCCUUGCCCUGCCCAACCUGCGAGACAAGAUGAAACACCACCCUGAAGGUUACCGCAUCCUCCAGGAACGGCCUCGCAUCCGUCUCUCCACCCUGGACAUGGCCAGGCUGCGGGGGCUGCCGGAUGGCUCGCUGGGCCGAGAGUACGUUCGGUUCUUGGAGGACAAUAAGGUUUCUCCGGACACCCGGAUGCCGCCCAAGUUUGUUGAUGAUGAAGAGCUGGCGUAUGUGAUCCAGCGGUACCGAGAAGUCCACGACCUGAUGCACACCCUCCUGGGCAUGCCAACCAACAUGCUAGGCGAGGUCGUGGUGAAGUGGUUCGAAGCCAUCCAGACGGGGCUGCCCAUGUGUGUCCUGGGAGCAGCGUUCGGCCCCAUCCGUCUCAGUGCACGAAAGCUGCAGGUCCUGGCCACCGAGCUGGUUCCCUGGGCGAUUCGGAGCGGGCGCAACGCCAGCUGUAUCCUGAACAUCUACUAUGAGCAGCGCUGGGAGCAGCCAGUGGAGUCUCUGCGGGAGGAGAUCGGCAUCUUCCCUCCCCCGGCCGUUCGAGUAUGAGAGCUCAAGUACAGGGAGGGGACAGGGGUUCCCCGUUGGCAGACAGCAGCCAUCCCCUGCCGUGCUCCAUCUCCUCCUGCCCGGGAGCACAGCGUGGCUCUGCUACCAGCCGCCACGGACCCUGGGGCUGAGUUUUCUCCUGCCAAGAGCUGGUACUCUCCUGUUGGUAGAGGCCAGGUGGCACCUCCCUGUGCCAUGACAAAACUUGACCCUUUUUGCUGUUUGUGAUUCGGUGGAGGGACCACAGGUCCCACCCUGCCUUUGCCAGCUGGGUGUGGCUGCUGGCUCCAGUAUUGAUUCUCCGAAAUGCUGGGAUGGGGAGGGAGCAGAGCUGGUGUACAACACACCGAA
Molecule: messenger RNA, 1203 nt
Organism: Gavia stellata (red-throated loon)
Lineage: Eukaryota; Metazoa; Chordata; Aves; Gaviiformes; Gaviidae
Gene: COQ4
Product: coenzyme Q4
Exons: 7
Coding region: 1-852 (283 amino acids)
Biological process (GO): ubiquinone biosynthetic process
Cellular component (GO): mitochondrion; mitochondrial inner membrane
Source: RefSeq, a predicted model, not a curated record